Molecule: messenger RNA, 525 nt
Organism: Scedosporium apiospermum
Lineage: Eukaryota; Fungi; Ascomycota; Sordariomycetes; Microascales; Microascaceae
Exons: 2
Coding region: 1-525 (174 amino acids)
Biological process (GO): protein lipoylation; glycine decarboxylation via glycine cleavage system
Cellular component (GO): cytoplasm; mitochondrion; glycine cleavage complex
Source: RefSeq, a predicted model, not a curated record
AUGGCAUCAAUUGCUCGAUCCCUCAGGGCAGUGAGGCCCGCCACUCUCUGCAAGACCAUCCCCGUACGGACAAUCUUCCGCGCGAGGGCCUUUUCGAGCUCCCCAGUCGUCCUCGAAAAGCGCUACACAAAAGACCACGAAUGGAUCGACAUCAACCGCCAGAAGCUGACGGGCAUCAUCGGCAUCUCCGAAUACGCCGCCGAAGCCCUCGGUGACGUCGUCUACGUCGAGCUCCCCGAGACCGACGGUGACUGGGUGUCGGCUGGCGAUGCCAUCGGCGCCGUCGAGUCCGUCAAGUCCGCCUCCGACAUCAACAGUCCUGUCAAGUGCAAGGUUACCGUGGUCAACACGGCGCUCGAGGAGAAGCCUUCGAUCAUUAACCAGGUGCCUGAGGAUGAUUCGGCUGGUGGUGGUUGGCUCGCCAAGGUCGAGGUUGAUGAGUCGAGCUUGGAGGAGUUUGAUGCUUUGAUGAGCGCUGAGGAGUAUGCCACGUACUCCAAGGAGGUGCAUGAUGAGGACCACUAG